Molecule: messenger RNA, 1082 nt
Organism: Cuscuta epithymum
Lineage: Eukaryota; Viridiplantae; Streptophyta; Magnoliopsida; Solanales; Convolvulaceae
Source: the annotation of a GenBank genome assembly
UUUUUAUUCUUUAUCUCUUUUCAGUUUUAAAUCUUUGUUUUAGAUAGAUCUUGGUAAUGGCAUCCAACAACGUUAAGCUGUUAGGGGUAUGGUGGAGCCCUUUUGUAAUUCGUGUUAGAGUGGCUCUUAACCUUAAGUCAGUAGACUAUGAUUUUAUUGAGGAGACAUUCAUGUCUAAGAGUGAGCUUCUCCUAGAGUUAAACCCCGUUUACAAGAAAAUACCCGUCUUGGUUCAUGAUGACAAACCUAUCUGUGAAUCUAUAAUCAUUGCUCAGUAUAUCGAUGAUGUUUGGGCUGCCUCUGAAUCCACCGUCUUCCCUUGUGAUCCUUACGAUCGAGCUGUUACCAAGUUUUGGUCCGUUUACAUUGACGAUAAGGUACGUGUUUACGUUUCGACAAUAUAUACGUUAGAAUAGAAAAAGUAGUUUAACAUAUUUGAUUGAUGUGAAAUGUGUUAUCUAAUUACUAUAGUUUAGAUAUUUCCCAGUUCACGAAGUAUAUCACUCGCGGGGAACAAAGGAGUCGAGAAAGAGGCCAUAUACAACCUUGUUGAAGCGUUAGCUCUGUUGGAGGAUGUCUUCAAGAGCUGCAGCAAAGGCAAGAAGUUCUUUCGCGGAGAUAGGAUUGGGAAGCCUCAUAGGUUGGUUCAAGGUGAUCGAGGAGUUUAACGAUGUUAAACUGUUUGAUGAAACCAAGUUUCCCAAUUUGUCCCAUUGGGUUGACAACUUUGUUGUUAAUGAUGCUGUUAAAGAUGUCUUACCUCCUGCAGACAAGUUCGUCGAGUUUGCCAAGAUGUUCUUUAACAAAGUACCACAAUCUAAUUAGGAUGUUUUUUCUGCAUGUUUCAUGUUCUGUCCAAGCACUCUAUUGGCUACAACUUCUUGGCUGAAAUGCUGAAUACGAUUAAGACAUGCUUUUAGUACUACUGAUUUUGAUUUCUUGGUUUCCGUUAUUUAUUUUCAAAUAUCAAGCAAUCUAAAUGCUGAUUUUGCUAGUCACCAAAUUCCUGUGGUCUCCCGUGAGUUUCUAAUAGUAUGAUAUUGUUGUGACCAUCUAUUCAAACUACUGUAUAUAGAUUCAGA